UUAAUGCAUAUCAUUAACAUUGCAAAUAUAUUUGUACACAACAUUUCAAAUGUAUUAUACAUAGUAAAAUAAUUUAAAUGUUGUUUUGAUAGCAAUUAGGAAAAACAAUCCAAACAUUUAAUGAAUUUGCAAAAAAACUUUCAUCAUUUGAAGUUUCCUAUCAGGAUAUAUUCGAAUGGCUUCACAAACCCAAUCAUAAUAUUAAAAACACAAUAGAAAUGGCAUUUUCAAUUUACAAGAGCCAUAUACAUGUCAGCUUGGCAUUGAAGCCAUGUUCAUCGUUAUUAUAACACCUGUAAAACUUCAAAUAGAAAACACAAGUAGAUGUUUAACCAAUCAAUUAUCAUCUUUUUAACCUUAUAUAAAAAGUAAAACUGAACACUUGCACAUUAUUGUUUGCUUGUCAACAUGGAAUAUCAACGUCACUACCAGCCAACCUUUACACAUCUUAACAAUGUGAGAAGUAACAACCAGAUAAUGCAUCAAUACCAGCCAACUUAUUCUCUGCCAACUAGUAGUAGAUCAACAAGUCAGAUGUCAUACCAGCAAAAUACGAUGCUAAAUCCUUCCUCUCAAGACAUAACUAUGGCCACACUACAGAACUUUAAUACACAAUCUGACAGAGGAGAUCAGCCACCAAAAUGUGAUCUAAGAUGCAAGUGCUGUGCUGUACAAAUGGCUUUUGGACUAGUGUGUGCCUGUAAUCUGACCAAAGAAAGUGUUGGUACACAGACUGAUAUUUUAGUUCUCAACAUGACUACUGAAGACUACUUCAAACCAAAGACAACUGCCUUUAAGCUAUUACAGAACCAGAUAACCAGUGUCCUCCAUACAACCAAACUGAGCAGCACAUCUGACAAAACUUUUGAGGACAGUGUUUCGGAAGUUAUCAACUUCAUUAAUGAUCUACCAGAUACACCUAGAACCAGAGAAAAAGUUAGAACAAGGUUCAGAAAAAGAAUGUACAACCAAAAGGGAUAUGAAAAAACCAAAGAGUUAGCCAUAGCAACUGGCGGUAGUGUUAGAAAAUUGCAGUGGAAGAAAGCCAGAGAGGCAGUAAUACCACCAAAACAACCCAGGGCAUCCUUCAAACAAAGGAAUAUUUCAAUUGUGAGUUCCGCAACAACAUCACCCAUAUCUUCCCCUGCUGUGUCUCCGGUAUCUACUCCAGCAAAUUCUCCACAAACUUCACCCACUCAACCUCCAAUGAUUUCUCCUGCUUCAUCAGUCUCUUCUCAUACAACAGAACAGCUUCCACAGACAAACAGUUUAGGAGUUUAUUUUAAAGUAGGAGACAAUGUCUGCAUUGCAAGUGGCGGCAAGACGUAUGACUUUGCAACUGUGGAAAAGAUAUGGACCUCAAGAGUCGACAUAACCUACCUAAAAAAAGCUGGGCCUAAGCUUUCAACAUGGAAGUUGGGUAGUGGUAAACUUUACAAAGACAGUAUUCAUAAGAACACUGUCUUUCAUUGCUUGGGCAAAGUAGAUCAAGUAGAGGGUCAGCUAAUGCAGACAAUAAAGAAAAAACUAAAUAGUCUUUUUUAGUAGACAAUUUUGUAAAAACAUGUAAAGUUUGACUUUUGAAGUAUGUUAUCUUAUUGUCAUUUAAAUUUUAUUUUCAGAUUUUAUCAAAAUUUACUAGUAAUUUAAGGGCCCUUUAUGAACCGAGGCUUCGUGUUGAUGGCUUUUCAUUGACUAAUAAUUGUUUACUUUUUUAAAUUGUUAUUUGGAUGGAGAGUUGUCUCAUUGACACUCACACCACAUCUUCCUAUAUCUAUAAGUUAACAGUUUUGAUUAUAGGUUAAGCUAGCUGAUUGUUUUUUUGUAUAUAUUUAUGUAAAUAUUUCAGGUUUCAAUUAAGAUAUAUAAUAUAAAGUACUCAUUGAAUAAAAAUAUAUUUAAUUCAUUUAAGACUGUUCUCUCCUCUUCUAUCUUAAAACUUGCCAGUAAUUGGGAAUCCUAUAGCUUUGUUUUAAGUUUAUCCAUGAACUACCAUUUAAAAAUUUUGCACACUAACUACGACUUUUUUCCCUUAAAUGUAUCACAUAGAGUUAAAAAUGAUAUGUUUACAAAACUAUAGAAAUUCUUGUUAUAUUUUCAUGGUUUUUGAAAGAAAAAAUGUGCCAAUGUUAAGUGUAGGAAAAGUUGAGAACAAUGUUUAUUUUUUGACAAAUUUUCAAUGUAUUUAUCUUGAAAAAACGCACACAGACCAAUUAUUUGUUUUCUGCUUUUUCAGUCCCUUUAUUUAUAUUA
Messenger RNA from Mytilus trossulus (common blue mussel), 2253 nucleotides. RefSeq lists its product as uncharacterized. The record is from RefSeq and is a predicted model, not a curated record. Bases 409 to 1545 code for a protein of 378 amino acids. NCBI's taxonomy places the organism in Eukaryota, Metazoa, Mollusca, Bivalvia, Mytilida, Mytilidae. The transcript has 4 exons.